GUUUUUCCCUAUCCAGUAACGCAGUCAGUCUGAAACCAUGUACAAAUACUUUUGGAAGCCAUUAGAAAAGGACCAACGGGAUGCUGUGGAAUGUGAAGUAAGAGGAACCAUCCCUUCGUGGUUAACCGGAACUCUAUUCCGCAAUGGUCCUGGAAAGUACGAGUUUGGUGAAGAGCAGUAUAAUCAUCUUUUUGAUGGAGCUGCUGUUUUGCACAAGUUCGUCUUCAACGAAGGGAAAGUUAUUUAUCAAAAUCGUCUUCUAGACACGGAUACUUAUAGGUCUAAUAUGGCUGCAAAUCGUAUUGUCAUUGGUGAAUUUGGAACAGCUGUCGCUCCGGAUCCUUGUAAGAAUUUAUUAAAUCGAUAUUUUACUCAUUUUUCCCGAAAAAUGGAACAAACCGACAACACAAAUGUAAACGUUGUGGAAUUUUGUGAUCAAAUAUAUGCCCUAACCGAAACUCCUUAUAUGAACCGAAUUGACCCAGAAAAAUUGGUUGCAACUAAAAAGGUUGAAUUGGACAAACUAAUUUCAGUCAAUCUAAGCACAGCACAUCCCCAUUUUGAACCAGACGGUUCAAUGAUUAACUUUGGAGUACAAUUUGGGAAGAGUUCCAAUUAUCAUGUAAUAAAAAUUCCUCCAAUAGACAAAGAAUGUACGGACUCGAUUGAUUAUGCUGAAAGGAUUGCUACUCUUCCUGUUCUAACAUCACCAACAUAUUUUCAUAGUUUUGGUAUGACGGAAAAUUAUAUAAUAUUCAUUGAGCAACCGUAUUACCUAAAUAUCCUAUCAAUACUAUCGACAAGAGUGACAAAUAAAUCCUACCAGGAUUGCUAUGAAUGGAGACAAGGCAUAAAAAAUGUUUUCCACGUUAUUAACAAGGAAACUAAAGAAGUUUCUCAAGUGAAAUACGUUUCCGAUCCCUUCUUUUUCUUCCACUUAAUUAAUGCGUACGAAGAUGAAAAUCAUAUCGUUAUCGACGCCAUUUGCUAUCCUGAUGACAAAAUUGUUAAUGCUUUCUUUCUAGCAAAUUUAAGGCAAGGUCCUCACGUCGAAGGUUAUGAGAAUUUUCCGGCGCCAGAUGUAAGGAGAUAUGUACUUCCUUUAAACGUUCCGGAAGGUGUUCCAGAAGGCGCCAAAGAGAAUUUAGUAUCAAUCGACAGUAGAGCAUUCGCCAAGAAAAAGGAUAAUACAACAAUCUUUCUGGCACCAGAAAGAUUUGCUCACGCUUCGUUCGAGAUGCCCAGGAUAAACUACGAUUCGUACAACACAAAGAAAUAUCGUUACGCUUACGGAGCCAAUAUGAGAAAAUCAGAGAUGAAUGAGUUGGUUAAAAUUGAUUGGCUAACAAAGAAAGUUAACAGAUGGUAUGAAAAUGAGGAUUGGAUAGUCGGUGAACCAGUUUUUAUUCCGAAACCUAAUCCAACAGCCGAAGACGAUGGCGUGGUUUUAUCACCAGUAAUAAGCUCUUUGCCAGGAGAAUCGGCGUUCCUACUCGUUCUGGAUGCUACUUCCUUUACAGAACUUGCUAGAGCGGAAAUUCCUUCCGACGUUCACGUUCCAUUAAAUUUUCAUGGUAACUUUGUAAAAAAGUGUUAUCCAGCUCCUCCAUCGUCAUCCGUCUAACUAGACUUUUAAUAUUUCCCUUCGUCGAGUACUACUACUACUACUACUACUACUCUUCCUUCUUCUUCUUCUUCUUCUUCUUCUUCUUCUUCUUCGUCUUCGUCUUAUUCGUCUUAUUAUUGUUACUAUUAUCCGUCUUUGAUAAUCGUACACUAGGGUUGAUAGCGUACGUAAAUCAAUUAACAUAUUAUACAAGAUAUCCUGUAAAAAAUGGACAUGCAGUAGGAAAUAAAAAAAAAGAAAGCGUCUCAAAACUUAUAAUAUACUGCAUGUACAUUUAAAAGAGAAAAAGAGAGCACUUGUACUGUACACGCUUUUGUCUACAGUAUUAUACUAUCUGCAUAUAUAUAUAUAUAUAUAUAUAGACAUAUAAAUGUCUUUUCACUGUAUAAGGAAGGAAACUAUGAGAGAAAAUUGAUUGUAGAUAGAUAGAUAGAUGAAUCGAUAGAUAAAAGAUAACUUUUUAAAAAAAGUAAUAAAAGAAAUUUAUUCAUUCUAUUAAAAAUAUUAAAAAAACAUCAAUAAAAAAGAAAAAAUCUAUAAACAAAAAGAAAAUCCAACUCAACCCAACAAAAAUAGAGACCAACCCCUACUGCAGUUAGAUUUAUUUUCAACGUUUCAUUUUCUCUUAAUAUUGUACUGAAACUUAACAAAAGAGAGAGAGAGAGAGAGCAGAAAAGGAGAAUAUAAAAAACCUUAUCAAAAAAAGAAACCUUUAAAAGUAACAUAGUUUUAAAGGGAAGGCUUUCAGAUAGCUUUAAACAAUUUACUUGUCUCUUUCUCCUCUUAAUCAAUCAAUCAAUCAGCCCCACCAUAUUAUUUUUUUAUUUUAACUUUGCAUAUAUUAUGCAAAUGAAUUUAUGUCUUAUGGGAAAUCUAGUGGAUCUAUUAUAUAAUAUACUUGUAGGAGUAUACGUAUAAAACGUUCUCUAUGUGUCGAUUGUUGAGUACGUAAUACAGAGAAAAGUGGCUGUAAAGGUUUAGCAAACGUAAGAAAUAGUGUUGAAAUAGAACAAAUUCGACGAAUGAACUGCAGUGUUAAGUGUGUACGAAUCGUAUCUCUGUUGUAUCUAAUUGUUUAUAUUAUACACAGUGUUUAUGUUCAAUGCCAAUAUAUAAAAAUGUGUUGAUUGGUGGCGACAUCUUUAUUCCUUAUGAGGUAGCAAAUUACAAUAAAGACUAAAGUUAUUCCAUUGUCUUGAAACGUGUUAAAUAAU
Messenger RNA from Dimorphilus gyrociliatus, 2841 nucleotides. Lineage: Eukaryota; Metazoa; Annelida; Polychaeta; Dinophilidae. The record is from the annotation of a GenBank genome assembly.